Triticum dicoccoides is the source of this 839-nucleotide messenger RNA. RefSeq lists its product as uncharacterized. The transcript has 5 exons. The record is from RefSeq and is a predicted model, not a curated record. NCBI's taxonomy places the organism in Eukaryota, Viridiplantae, Streptophyta, Magnoliopsida, Poales, Poaceae. The annotation marks the transcript as partial.
ACUCACUCCAUCGUGAACCCAUGUGAUUCCAGCGCAAGGUGGUGACGACUGACGACUGAGGAGAAUGCCCGUGCCCUGUUCGUCUUGUUCCGCUCGCGUCGCCUCUGUUUCCGCGCUGUUUGCUCUGUUCCUCGCCGCCUGGUCUUGCUUCAGCCCGGCAGCCAGCCGCGAGCUGUGACGGCAUGGCUCCGGAGCGCCGACUACAGCCGGCGGUGCAGCAAGCAGCAACGUUGCAGGCCCGCGCGGAGCGAGGCCGCGUUGCCUAGAGGCAUCAUUGAGAGCCACUCGGACUUGGAGAUGCGAUCCAUUCAUGACGAUCUAACAAGUUGGCCUCCGCCAGCAGAAAGUGGCAAAAGGAGAAGCCUGCUGGCCGUUGCUGCUGGGAUCAAGCAGAAGGAGGUUGUGGAUAGGAUCGCCACCAAGUUCUUCUCCGACGGUUUCAGCAUAAUGAUCUUCCACUACGACGGCGUGGUGGAGCAGUGGGGGGAUCUGCGGUGGAGCAGCGCCGCCGUGCACGUCUCGGCGGUCAACCAGACGAAAUGGUGGUUCGCCAAGCGGUUCCUGCACCCGGACAUCGUCCACGAGUACGACUACAUCUUCGUCUGGGACGAAGACCUUGGAGUGCAGCAUUUUCAUCCUGCCAGAUAUGUGGCGAUUGUUGAAAAGGAAGGGCUUCAGAUAUCACAGCCUGCUCUAGACGCUACCAAUUCCAAGGUUCAUCACUGGAUCACUGCGCGUGCGCGGAAAGGGGGCUUCCAUAGAAGGAUUUACAAGCAAAAGGGAGUCACCAGGUGCUAUGAAAACAGUACGGCGCUUCCAUGCACUGGGUACUUGUUAUU